Messenger RNA from Ochlerotatus camptorhynchus, 1539 nucleotides. It is a transcript of the gene Vdup1, whose product is annotated as arrestin family protein Vdup1. The record is from RefSeq and is a predicted model, not a curated record. Gene Ontology annotation, biological process: protein transport. Bases 302 to 1327 code for a protein of 341 amino acids. The transcript has 5 exons. NCBI's taxonomy places the organism in Eukaryota, Metazoa, Arthropoda, Insecta, Diptera, Culicidae. Gene Ontology annotation, cellular component: cytoplasm.
GUACCACGUACUAGUAUACGAUCGAAUGCUGUUCUUCGUUUCGCACGAAAAGAAGUGUAGUUGGAACAUUUUGUGAAAAAUGUAAUAAAAUAUUGAAUCUAUUGGUUAUUUGAAACCAUAUUGGUGCUAUUAAGUGUAGAAAAAUAUGAAUCAGCUCUUCCGAAGACAUGUGAUUAGCAUAAAAAAAUAACGAUUUCAGUCAAUCUGAAUGUUAUCCUGAGUAGAUCAAUGAUAUCAUCGACUUUUAAUCCUGAAAUCUAGAGUGGUCUUUAACAGUGGAAAAUAAAACAAAAAGUGCAUCAUGCCGAGAAAACUGUUGAAGUUUCUUAUCCUUUUUGAUAAUUCAUCACUGCUGUAUUUCCCUGGUCAAUUCCUAUCCGGAAGGGUUUUACUUGAGCUGCAAGAGAAUACACCCGUACUAGGAUUGCACUUCCACGUCGUUGGAGAAUGCGUAGUACGCGUUAGAUCAGGACGUCAUGAACGUUCCUAUGAUAAAGAGAACUACAUUGACUUUAGGAUGCGAUUGCUAGGUGACGCAGAACAUCAAGGUCCAACUGUGCUGUCCCCUGGAAUUCACAGUUUUCCGUUCAAACUUGGCCUGCCGGUUGAUCUACCAUCCACGUUUUUAGGUCGCUAUGGAUGGGUACAGUAUUAUUGCAAAGCUGCUCUGCGUGAACCGUCAGGGUUAAUCCAUAAGAACCACCAGGUCUUCAUCGUCAUGAAUCCAAUAGACUUAAACACGGAACAACCAUAUUUGGCGGAUCCAUUCAAAUGCAAUAUUGAGCAUAAUUUAGGGGUUGCAUGUGUUGGAGGAGGCAUUGUAAAAUGUAGAAUUAUUCUGGACAGAGGGGGAUAUGUCCCUGGUGAAUCGAUUAUGAUUACGGCGACAGUUACAAAUUCUAGUGGCGUUACAAUAAAGAGUACCAAGGCCGCGUUAACUGAGACCAUUCAAUAUUUUGCUCAUGAAAAAUUGAUUCAAACGGAAAAACGCGAACUAGCGGUUAUUUCACGAGGAAAAAUUCGCCCGGGAGGUCGGGAUGAAUGGCAAAAUGAAUCUCUUUAUGUGCCACCCCUUCCACCAACCAAUCUACGAGGAUGCCAUCUGAUUCGGAUACAAUAUGAUGUUUGUUUUUUGAUUGAACCAAAAUCGUUAGAGAAGCAGGUGAAACUACAGCUACCCAUUACACUUGGAACAUAUCCCUUCAAAACCGGCGAUGGAGAAGACACGAACGAGUGGGCCGAGACGGUCUACAAACCGGAAACGCACUAUCCCUCAACGUUGCCCAUUUUCAGACCAUGGCUACACGAGAAACCCGAUUCCAAAUGAUGAAUCGACGAGCAAGUCGUGCAAUCAUGACAACUUGUUAGGUGAUAUUUUACAAUUAGUAAACUGCAUUUUAUAGAAUAGACAAGUACGAAGAAACGGCAGAACGGUACAGAAAAGUGCCAUAAGAGUGUAAACUUAAAAUCGUAGAAUGGUGUAUUUUAAAUAACAAAUUGAAUAUUAAUAAUAAAUCAUACAACAAUGGAAUUUACAAA